Molecule: messenger RNA, 945 nt
Organism: Carlito syrichta (Philippine tarsier)
Lineage: Eukaryota; Metazoa; Chordata; Mammalia; Primates; Tarsiidae
Product: olfactory receptor 2A12-like
Exons: 1
Coding region: 1-945 (314 amino acids)
Biological process (GO): G protein-coupled receptor signaling pathway
Cellular component (GO): membrane
Molecular function (GO): olfactory receptor activity; G protein-coupled receptor activity
Source: RefSeq, a predicted model, not a curated record
AUGUGGAUGCUUCCAGGGCAAAACCAAAGCUGGGUUUCUGAAUUUAUCCUGCUUGGCUUCUCCAGUGACCCCACAUCCAACUGGAUCCUUUUCAUUGCCUUCCUUCUCCUCUACCUGAGCUCAGUCUUGGGCAAUGGGCUCAUUGUCAUCCUGAUCUGCCUGGAUACACAUCUCCACACUCCAAUGUACUUCUUCCUCUGUAUCCUCUCCCUGCUGGAUAUGGGCUGUGUCACCACCACCGUGCCACAGAUGUUGGUGCAUCUUCUCUCUCAUUCUCAAACCAUCACCUUUGCUGGCUGUUGGUUACAGAUGUAUGUGUUUGGUGCCCUGGGACUGACUGAGUGCAUAUUCUUUGUAGUCAUGGCUUAUGACCGAUAUGUAGCCAUUUGCUACCCACUGCGUUAUACUGUCAUCCUCAGUUGGGGCCUCUGUACACAGUUGGCAGUUGGGACAUGGAUCUGUGGUUUCUUCUUCUCUCUGAUCCAUACCUACCUCACCAUGAGGCUGCCAUAUUGUGGGCCCAACAUAGUCAACCACUACUUCUGUGAAGGUCCCAUAGUACGGAGCUUGGCUUGUUUGGACACCCACCUCAUUGAGAUGGUGGACCUGGUCAUCAGUGUCUUUAUGGUUGUUACCCCACUCUCUCUCAUUCUGGCCUCCUAUAUUCGUAUUGCCCUGGCCAUCCUCAAGAUCAAAUCCAUCCAGGGUCGCUGCAAGGCUUUCUCUAGCUGUGCCUCCCACUUGACAGUGGUCACAUUUUUCUAUGUUCCAGCUACUUACAUCUAUAUGAGGCCCAACUCCAGCUAUUCCCCUGAGCGAGACAAGCAGAUCUCACUUUUUUACAACGUCUUCACUACCCUGCUCAACCCUGUGGUCUAUAGUCUUAGAAACAAGGACAUUAAGGGAGCUUUUCUCAAGGUGAUGGGGCAUAGAGUGGCCUGGUGA